Trypanosoma conorhini is the source of this 528-nucleotide messenger RNA. Its product is annotated as ecotin. The record is from RefSeq and is a predicted model, not a curated record. Gene Ontology annotation, molecular function: serine-type endopeptidase inhibitor activity. The coding region runs from base 1 to 528 and encodes 175 amino acids. The transcript has a single exon. NCBI's taxonomy places the organism in Eukaryota, Euglenozoa, Kinetoplastea, Trypanosomatida, Trypanosomatidae.
AUGCCGUCUGCGCACGGCGCGUCGAAGAGGAUUGGCGGCGAAGCGGAGGCCAAAGGCUGCGGCAACGAAAAGCAUCUCUCGCGUGCCCCCCAAAUGCGUGACCCGAAGAACUACUGUCAAGUGACGAAGAAGUUCCCGCCACCGGAGGAGGGGGAGCGGUGCUGCAAGUUUCUGCUUGACCCCCUGGACGCCGCGGUGGAGAGGGAGCACCGCAUGCUGGAGCUCGUCCCCGGCCGCAUGCAGCUCGUGGACGGCGUCAACCACAACUUCCUCUUCGGCGACGUCGAGGAACACGGCCUGGAGGGGCACGCCUACCCCUACUACAGGGUCAGCCUCGGCCGCACGGGGCGGACGCGUAUGGCGGUGCCGCCCGGACUCGAGCCGCGGACGGAGUUCGUGGCACUCGGUAGGCGGAGCCUGUUUGAGUACAACAGUAAGCGCCCGGUGGUUGUGUACGUGCCUGAAGACGCCAAGCUGCGCUACCGCAUCUGGGAAGGCGGCGAGGAGUGCGUCGCGACCGAGCUCUGA